AUGGCUCCCAAAAUUUCUCUAUAUACUGCCCAUCACUGCCCUUGGGCCCACCGUGUUCAAAUCGCUCUCCGAGAGCUCGAUCUUGAGUUUGAGACGGUUCUUGUCGACAUCAACAUCCCACGCACACCCGAAUAUCUCGCGAUUAAUCCUAGUGGGCUCGUACCGGCUCUAGUUUACGAUGGUCAUGUCUUGACGGAAUCUGGUCUCAUCACGCAAUUCCUUGUCGAUUCACAUCCCAGUCAUCUACUCAAGCCUAGUUCUGAACCUGGCGGUGCUUUGCAACGAUUCAGUGUGACGUUGUUCGUUGACUCCUACAUCAAGGCCCAUGGCUUCUUCGAUACCGCUGUUUACUCUUGUGAUCAGGAGCAAAAGGCCACCGCCGCCCAAAAAUACAUUAAUGCGAUUGUCUGUGAUAUUGAACCUCUUCUUGUGGAUGCAGCACCAUUCUUUGGAGGCUCCUGUCGUCUUACGUUUGCAGAGGUUCAAACAGGAUCAUUCCUUCUCCGCGUGUUUGCACUGCCCAGACAUGGGGGAAUUCUUCCGGACUUUUUCGUCAAGGCGCUUGACAAGGCACCGAACUUCAAGCGAUGGAGUCAUGCUGUAAUCGGUGAAAAGACGGUAACGGCGAUUUGGGAUGAGAGGGAUGUCAUCAAACGCACUCUGGCGAGGAUUGAAUUGGCGAAGCUUCGAGAAAAACCUUGA
Molecule: messenger RNA, 702 nt
Organism: Penicillium pulvis
Lineage: Eukaryota; Fungi; Ascomycota; Eurotiomycetes; Eurotiales; Aspergillaceae
Product: glutathione S-transferase family protein
Exons: 2
Coding region: 1-702 (233 amino acids)
Cellular component (GO): cytoplasm
Source: RefSeq, a predicted model, not a curated record